GAAAUGACUCACGCUCCCAAAUCCAAAUUCAAAUAUUUAGGUGCAUCUCCCAAAUUGUAAUGUCACAUUCGUCCCCUCCGUGUGUGUAUUAACAAGCACACGGACAGUCGGCUGCGACCGUGGCAUCACGAACCUCCCUUUUGAAAUCAACGGCGGGGAGUCGUUGCAGCGAGCUGCCAUCAGAGCCGUCCGCGAGAUUCAACUUCACUGCCAGUGGCAUAUCCACUGCAGAUAAGCUCGUAGGAGAGACCAUACCCGACGGCACCCGAGAGAGAGAGAGAGAGAGAGAGAGAGAGAGAGAGAGAGAGAGAGAGAGCGGUCUGGGUGUUGCAAUGGCAUCAACAGCAGCGACUCUGUCAUGGAGCUCAUCCUCGUGGCUGCAAAGCUUUGGCAAAAACAUGAACGAACCCACUCCAUUACCAGACAGAGGGUCUAUUACUGUGGCGGUGGUGGCACAGAAGAAAGCCAAGAAGACUCGAAAGAUUAUAUUGAAGGAGGACGUAGCAGAGCUCGGAAAAAUUGGGCAACUAGUUGAUGUGAAGGCUGGGUAUUACAGAAAUUAUCUCUUACCCACGGGAAAGGCUCAGAUUGUCACUCCGCUUCUUCUCAGGGAAAUGCGGAUGGAAGGGGAGAGAAUUGAGGCUGAGAAAAAACGGGUAAAAGAAGAGGCACAACAAUUGGCUUUGGCUUUUGAAACCAUUGGAGCAUUAAAAGUCAAGCGCAAAGGAGGAAAAGGAAAACUAAUUUUUGGAAGUGUUACUUCACAAGAUCUUGUUGACAUAAUCAAGGCACAGCUUCAGAGGGAUGUGGAUAAGAGAAUUGUCUCUCUCCCAGAAAUUCGGGAAACAGGGGAAUACAUUGCGGAGUUGAAGCUUCACCCGGAAGUUACUGCUCGAGUGAGGUUGAGUGUGUACGCCAACUAGAGACAAGAAGCUUCUAGCCUUCUGCUGCUCCACUUUUUGAAAUAAACUUCUUUUCCAGCGGCUUGCACCUCUCAAGGCAGACAUGAACAAAGUAGUAGCAAAUUCUGGUCAACGGAUCUUCAGUUGGUUCAUUGUGAUGUAUAAUGUCAGAUUUAUGCCCAACAGUGUAAUCCCUAUGGCUGUAAUUCUCCAUCACUCAGCUUAUCAGACUUCUUUUCUUUUACUUCUUGUUGCAAUGUAUAUUCAUGUUCUCCCCAAUUAUUUUCCUUAUACUCUCUCCCCAAUUUUAUUUUAUUUUAUUUUCUGACCUUCCAACAAUUGUAUACUUAAUACAAAGUGUCUGGUGUUGGAAAUUUCUCAGAAUAAAUUUCCUUUGAGGCUGUGUUUGGUUGA
Molecule: messenger RNA, 1316 nt
Organism: Malania oleifera
Lineage: Eukaryota; Viridiplantae; Streptophyta; Magnoliopsida; Santalales; Ximeniaceae
Product: large ribosomal subunit protein bL9c
Exons: 7
Coding region: 333-923 (196 amino acids)
Biological process (GO): translation
Cellular component (GO): mitochondrion; ribosome
Molecular function (GO): structural constituent of ribosome
Source: RefSeq, a predicted model, not a curated record